Messenger RNA from Lolium rigidum, 912 nucleotides. RefSeq lists its product as uncharacterized. NCBI's taxonomy places the organism in Eukaryota, Viridiplantae, Streptophyta, Magnoliopsida, Poales, Poaceae. The transcript has 3 exons. Bases 393 to 791 code for a protein of 132 amino acids. The record is from RefSeq and is a predicted model, not a curated record.
GGCAGCUCCGCCGCCGCCUUCCGCCUCUUCUUCCCCCACUACGGACCUUAGGUUGUGUAGCACGGGCCGCCCCGCCCCACGCGUGUUGUCGUGGUCUUCUCCGUCGAGACAGCAUGCGAGGAGGCGGAGGAGGAAGCCCUCCAUGGUGCCGCUAGUGCCCUUCAUGGGGCCGCCGGUGCUUGGAGACGGCGGCGAGGUCAGCUCGGCGUGGAGUCCACGUCCAAUCCCCUCUCCAUCAUUCUCUGGCUUGAGCCACCAAGGUGGUCCUCGUCCUCGACAACCACGAGUCGGUCAAGGUCACCCGCUACCUCCUCUAUUUCCUGCUCCCUCUUGGCUCCUCUUGGUUGUCUGGUCUCUGUCUCCUCCACUGCCCACCGACGCCUCCCCCCACCAUGAGUAGAGAGGUUAGAGGAGGACAUCCUCUGCAGCCUCCAUCCCUGCCCCAUCUACAUAGAGCGGAGGCCAACGAGGUUCAGCUUCUUCUGGCCCAUUUCUCUACCUGCAAUCCUUUGGUGUGUUUUGUAUCUAUGCAUAUAAAUUGUUUGAGGAAAUGUCCAAGAAGGCUGCAGGAGCAAGACCUACUGCGCCACGACGUCGAUCCCGCCGUUGGAAGGGCUGGCGGUCAGCGGGAGCAACGCCAUCCAUCGGUGGAACCACCUUCGCGCACCAUCUCCUCAUCUGCGCAGAGGCCGGCUCAGAACCGGUUGAGGGACAGGACGGUGGCGGACCGAGCUCCUCAUCUGCGGCGCUGUGCAGGAGGAGCACUGCCGGUGAUGUGCCACAAUGUUUAGCCCACCUCCGCGCACCAAGCCAUGGCUCGGCGGAAUGGUUAGUCGCCAGCGGGAGCAGCGCCCGUGUCUCGAACCGUCGCCAUGGGCCGUCUCGUUCCCCGGAGUGCAGCAGUACUCAACA